UCAUGUCUUUGUCCAGCGGUCGCCGCGUUUCGGUUACGUGUUUGCUUUCCUCCCCCAAAGCGGCUUCAGCUGAAGCCGCUAAAACAUGGUCGUCGGUACUGCAAGUAACAUCGGUAGCAAGGGCCACAGGUGGGUCCUGUAAGGCCCGCAGAUUGUUCGUCAAGUCCGGUGACCUUGAUGGACCAGGCAUCGACGGAUCCAAGUCGCUUCGACGGGGAGAUAAUAGCGCGGCCUGCUGUCUCACAAUGUCAGGAUCGAUUGUGUUACUGCCCAGCGACAGUCUCUUCGCGGCCUCAAAAACUCGGGAGUCAUCCUCAUCGUCGGCCUCAGAACUCUCUACCACAGCUUCCUCCUCGAUCCACUUAGCCUUGCCCUUGCCCUUCCGAUCAACGAGAGUCGCGCCGGGGACAGGAGAAGUGACUUCCUGGUCCUUUCCCUUGAGCUGCGUGGCAGAGGUCGUUGUCUUCACAGGAAGUGCAGUUUGCGAGCUGGAUCUGGCGUUCGUAGCAUUCGCGGGGGUGCUUGGCGUAGUUAGUGUGCUGGCCUUCGGUGAGCUGGGCUUCGACUUCGGUGAACUGGCCUUCGGUGAGCUGGGCUUCGGGAAGCUACUAGCCUUCGGUGAGCCGGGCUUCCGAGAUGUGUUUUUCGCUUGCUCGGGCUCAGAGGCCUUGGGGAUGACAAUAGCACCCGACUUAUCUGGCCCUCGCGCAUCCGGUGUCGCAUGAGGAACACUUGCUGGUUUCUGAGCAGUACCAGGUGCCUUGGAUGCAGCAGUUUCCUUGGCGGUGACGUCCUUCGAUCCCGCAGCAUCCGAUGGCUUCAUCGCCGACGGUGAGGUGGUCGGGCUAGCGGGGACUGCUCCUGUUGAUGCUGAAGGAAUUUCGAAGUCCAUCUCUACGUCUACAUCGGGCGUAAGUUCCCAAGCCGCCCAGGUCCUCCGUUCGACAAACAGCUCCCAGCGAGGCUCCGUCCGCCGGCGGCGAGUGAGGACCUGUCGUGCAAACCUGCACAUCGUGCCGCAACGCUUCUGCAAAGGGGUCCGUUCCGUCUUCCGC
Fomitopsis serialis is the source of this 1055-nucleotide messenger RNA. RefSeq lists its product as uncharacterized. The record is from RefSeq and is a predicted model, not a curated record. The annotation marks the transcript as partial. The transcript has 2 exons. NCBI's taxonomy places the organism in Eukaryota, Fungi, Basidiomycota, Agaricomycetes, Polyporales, Fomitopsidaceae.